AUGCGUUUUCAUGCUGCGCUGGCCCUUGCAGCAUGUCUCGCCCCGACAGCUGCAAUCUUCGAGGACGAUGCAUAUCACAUUGACUUCCACUAUGCGCUACUAGGCCUACCGAAACACGAGGCCACCUUCUUCCAGAAGCCUUAUGCUGGCUCCAAAGCGUCCCUCGUAUAUUCGAUCUCACACAAUCAGACGAUCGGCGCAAUAAACCCAAAGGAUGGUGCGUUGGUAUGGCGGCAGCAUUUCGACUCACAACCCCGCGGAAAAGGCCAUCUGCGAUCUGGAAAUGAGCAGGACACAGUUAUCAGCGCUGUAGGAGAUCGCAUAACCGCAUGGAGCGCGUCUGAUGGACGGCUCGUGUGGGAGACAAUCGUAAAUGGCGCAGUAGUGGAAGAUCUGGAGAUUCUGGAGCAAGAAGAUGGGGCGACCAUCGACGAGGCGAAGGAUGCUAUUGUCCUGCUGGCCGACGGCAGCCAUGGUGUGAAGAGGCUCGAUGGGAAGACUGGCAGAGUGAAAUGGACGUUUGAGGACUCGAGCGGAGACACGCCAUUCCAAGUGUCCACCUCGCCGUCUACAAUCUACUACAUUUCCCUCCACUCACCGAUGCUCGGAGGUUCCAAGCUAAGAGUCACGUCCCUCAGCCCGGUUACAGGAAAGAAGCUCGACCAAUACACACUGAACUCGGACGCUGAGAUUGGUUCCCGAGAGCACAUUCUCUUCGCCGGAGCCAAUACUGCAGCCCCUCUGCUGGCAUGGACAGAUAAGGCGAACAAGUCGCUCAAGGUGAACAUAAUUGGCACCAAGAGCGUUGCAAGCUUCAACACGCCGCAGGAUGAGGCCAUCGAGAAGAUUGUCCUACACGCCCCAAACCACGUCAACUCGCUUCCUCACUUCUUAGUCGAAUACCAGACCGUUACCGGCCAUUCAGCGGAGGUUUUCCACGUCGAUCUCAAGAGGAACACCGUCUCGAAAGCCUACACACUUCCCGAGUUGAAGAGCAAGGGAACUUUCACCACCAGCACUUCGGACGCCAAUGUCUAUUUUACGAGAAUCACUGAGGAUGAAGUCACCGUCUUCUCUUCGGUUUCGCACGGCAAACUUGGUCGCUGGACCGUCAAAGGUACAUCCGUGCUAGCAGGGGCCUACCCUGUUCAUGGUGUAUCUGAAGUGGUUGUGAAGUCUGGAGCUGCGACCGCUGUACGAUCAGCUGUUCUCUACUCCAAUGGCCAGUGGGCUCUCCUCCGCAACGAUGAGAUCGCUUGGACCCGGCCAGAAUUUCUGUCCCACACUGUAUCGGCGGUAUGGGCAGGCCUACCUGAAGAGGAAGCCCUUGCCCAGGCUCUGGCCGAGGAAAGUCAUCGAAAUCUAGUGUCUGCCUACAUCCACCGUGUGCAGAGGCAUAUUCAAGACUUGAAAUAUUUCCCAGCUUGGGCGCAGACCAUUCCCAGCCGCCUUCUUGGUAGCGUCAUUGGAACACCGAAGGAGACUACGGUUGAUGAUAUUCAACAAGACACCUUUGGUUUCCACAAGCUUGUUGUUGUUGCGACCGAGACGGGUCGACUUGCUGCCCUUGACGUCGGCUCGCGUGGCAAGGUCUUAUGGAAUAUAGAUUUGAACAAGUUCGCGACUGGGAUAGACUUUCAGAGCCCGACUUUGAAAGCUUUCAGUGGCUACGUGGAGGUCAAAGAUCGGAGCUUCGAAGGCUCACUCCUUGUCAACUCGACCACUGGAGGGCUCCUUUCAUCCACUGACACCAAGAUCCGUGUACCCCUGGUCUCGGAAGGUCAAAAUGUCGUAUCGUUCACUCUAGUCGAUGGUACGCUGAAAGGAUUCCUGGAGGGCCAACCGACUUCUGAGCCCGUAUGGAGCUUCACGCCUGCUGCCGGUGAACACAUUGUCAGCUACACUGCGCGGCCGAUCAAAGACCCAGUAGCCUCCAUUGGUAGAGUCCUGGGAGACAGAAGGGUGUUGUACAAGUACUUGAAUCCUAAUCUUGUCCUGGUCACUGCAGUCGUUGAGUCUGCUCGUACAGCGUCCAUAUACCUCCUAGAUUCCGCUUCCGGGCAGCUGUUGCAUACCAUGUCGCACAACGAUGUUGAUACAUCUCGACCCAUCCCGUCAACCAUCUCAGAGAAUUGGUUCACCUACUCACUGACCAUCGAUGCUAGCUCAGGCGCAUCUUCCCGGGGCUACCAGCUUGUCGUCUCGGACCUCUACGAAUCCCCACUUCCCGAUGAUAGGGGCCCACUUGGUGCCACCUCUAACGCUUCGACUGUACAGCCCUCAGGAUCAAAGGGCGAUGCUGCAAAGCCCUAUGUGCUUUCCCAAAGCUAUCAAGUACCGGAAGAGAUUACUCAUAUGACCGUUACGCAAACACGACAAGGCAUCACCAGCCGUGAACUUCUCAUCACCGUACCUUCAGUCAGCUCGAUCAUCGGUAUUCCCCGUGCUUUCAUCGAUCCCCGCCGCCCGGUCGGCCGUGACCCCACUGCGCAUGAGCAAGCUGAGGGCCUGAUCAAGUACACUCCCCUCAUCAGCUUUGAUCCGAAGUGGCAUCUCACCCACAAAUACGAGGUUGUUGGUGUCAAAGACGUGAUUACGAGCGAAAGUGGCAUUGAGAGCACGAGUUUGGUGUUCGCAUACGGGCUGGACAUCUUCGGGACGCGAGUUGCGCCCAGUUUUGCCUUUGAUAUCCUGGGCAAGGGCUUCAACAAAAUUUCUAUGAUGCUCACUGUUGCGGCAUUGUUUGUCAGCGUUUUGUUUGUAGCACCUCUGGUCAGGAGAAAGCAGAUUAAUGCGCUUUGGACGAUAUGA
Messenger RNA from Cucurbitaria berberidis CBS 394.84, 2811 nucleotides. RefSeq names its product DUF1620-domain-containing protein. The transcript has 3 exons. NCBI's taxonomy places the organism in Eukaryota, Fungi, Ascomycota, Dothideomycetes, Pleosporales, Cucurbitariaceae. The record is from RefSeq and is a predicted model, not a curated record. Gene Ontology annotation, biological process: protein folding in endoplasmic reticulum. Gene Ontology annotation, molecular function: protein binding. Bases 1 to 2811 code for a protein of 936 amino acids. Gene Ontology annotation, cellular component: EMC complex.